CACUUGCAAAUAAUAGUUGCCGUAACAUAAAAGGGCAGGGCAGGGCAGGGCAGGGCCCAUGUCAUUUGAUUUUGUGCAGAAGCCUACCGCCUACCGCAUUCAUACUCUUCAAUCAUUGACACUGAUCAGCUGCUGAGAAUGUCUUGUUUUCGAGUUCGGUUAAUCCCUCCGUCGACUCUCCUCCUCCUCCUCCUCCUCCUCUGCCUCGUGGCCUUUGCUGUCACUGGAGCCGCUCAACAGCUGCCGGACGAUGAAGAGCAAGCACUGAGGGUUAUAGCUAAGGUGCUGAACAAGAUGAGCUGGGAUUUUACUGUGAAUCCGUGCAGCAACGAACCCCCUUGGGUCACUUCCGACGAUGACAGCGUGGAAUGCGACUGCUUCAUGUCGAACGGCACUGUCUGCCACGUCACUAGCAUUUCUCUGAAGAGUCAGUCGCUCCAGGGGACUCUCCCGCCAGAUUUUGUAAAGCUGCCUUACAUCCAAAACAUAGACCUCAGUCGGAACUACCUUAGCGGCUCUCUCCCUCCCCAAUGGGGCGCCUUGCAGAAUAUCGUCAAUAUUUCGUUACUAGGAAACAGAUUGACUGGUCCUAUCCCGAAAGAGUUCGGAAACAUGUCGACGCUCUUGAGUUUGGUCGUGGAGAUGAAUCAUCUCUCAGGAGAGCUUCCUCAAGAACUUGGCAAACUGCGCCAGAUUCAAAGACUGCUUCUAACCUCGAACAACUUCACCGGAGAGCUGCCUUUCACAUUUGCAAACUUGUCGACGCUACAAGACGUACGUCUCGGCGACAACCAUUUCACCGGAAAGAUUCCAGAUUUUAUCAGGAGCUGGACAAAUCUCACCAAAUUGGUGAUUCAAGCAAGUGGCUUGCAGGGACCGAUUCCUUCAAGCAUUAGAGUUUUGGAAAGAUUAACGGACUUGAGAAUUACUGACUUGAAUGGAACCGAAGCGCUCUUUCCAAAUCUUACCACUUCGGUCAUUGAGACAUUGAUUCUAAGAAACUGCAACCUCGUCGGAGAGCUGCCGAGAUAUCUCAGAGAAUUAGCAUCAUUAAAAGUCUUAGAUGUUAGCUUCAAUAAAAUCGGCGGGGUAAUUCCAGACAGUUAUAGAAAUCUAGAUCUGGAUGAGCUGUAUCUAACUGGAAAUCUGCUUACUGGCCCUGUGCCUAACUGGAUUAAGAAAGGGGAUCUCUCCUUCAACAACUUCACUGGAAUCCCAGCUUGUCAACCGAGGACGGAGCUUAACUUGUUUACCAGCACAUCAGUCACCAAUAACUCAGGAGUUGCUUCGUGCUUGAAAGUUUCUCAUUGCCCAAAAAGAGGACGUUACAAUCUCUACAUAAAUUGUGGAGGCGGACAAGAAGUGACCAUUGGCUCCAGGACUUACAUGGUUGAUAAUGAUCCGGGAUCAAGGGCAAGGUUCUUUGAAAAUCAUGAUUCUUAUUGGGGUUACAGCAGCACUGGCGAAUUCAUGGAUGAUGGGAGCAGCGAUUCUUUAAUUGCAUCCAACCAAUCUAAACUCUCCAUAGAGAAUCCACAACUUUACAUGAAUUCUCGUCUUGCUCCCACCUCUCUAACUUACUAUGCAUAUUGUCUGAUGACUGGAAACUACACUGUACAUCUUCAUUUUGCGGAAAUAAUCUUCACUGGCGAUGAAAGUUAUCGCAGCCUUGGAAGGCGUGUUUUCAAUGUUUUCAUACAGGGGAAAAUGGCCCUGCAAGAUUUCAAUAUCGAGGAUGCAGUAGGUGGAGCAGGAAAGGCAACUGAACAGAAUUUCACUGCUAGCGUGACUAAUGGCACUCUUGAAAUACGCUUUUACUGGGCUGGGAAGGGGACCAAUGCCAUCCCUGACAGAGGAGUCUAUGGUCCACUGAUAUCAGCAAUCACUGUGGAUCCCUUGGACUUCGAACCUCCAGAAGACAGCAAGAUAUCCGCAGGGGUAGUAGUUGGGAUUGUGGUUUCGAUAGCAUUUGUUGUUAUCCUGAUCGUGGGGAUACUUUGGUGGAGAGGGUGUUUCAGGCGCAGAGAUACAACCGAACAAGAUCUAAAAGGUCUAGAUUUGCAAACCGGCUCCUUCACCUUAAGGCAGAUUAAAGCUGCCACGAGUAAUUUUAGUCCUGAUAACAAGAUCGGGGAAGGCGGUUUCGGUUCUGUGUACAAGGGGCUAUUGGCAGAUGGCACCAUAAUUGCGGUGAAGCAGCUGUCUGCCAAAUCGAAGCAAGGGAACCGUGAGUUUGUGAAUGAGAUAGGAAUGAUAUCUGGUCUUCAGCACCCUCAUCUGGUGAAGCUUUAUGGAUGUUGCAUCGAAGGAAAUCAACUCUUGUUAGUGUAUGAAUACAUGGAAAACAACAGCCUUGCUCGUGCUUUAUUGGGCCCUAAAGAAUGUCAACUGCACCUGGAUUGGAAGACACGGCAAAAGAUAUGUGUGGGCAUAGCAAGAGGUUUGGCUUAUCUUCAUGAAGAGUCGAGGCUGAAGAUUGUACACAGGGACAUAAAAGCGACAAACGUGCUACUCGAUAAACAUCUUAACCCUAAAAUUUCAGAUUUUGGUCUUGCAAAACUUGAUGAGGAGGAUAACACCCACAUCAGCACAAGGAUUGCAGGAACUUUUGGGUACAUGGCACCUGAAUACGCAAUGCGGGGUUACCUAACUGACAAGGCAGAUGUUUAUAGUUUUGGCAUCGUUGCCUUGGAGAUCGUCAGUGGUCAGUGCAACACGAGUUAUCGGGGAAAACAGGAAUCCUUCUAUCUUCUCGAUUGGGCGCACGUUCUAAGAGAGAGGGGGGAUCUGAUGGAGCUGAUCGACCCGAGGCUGGGGGCUGACUUCAACAAGGACGAGGUGAUGGCGAUGAUCCACGUAGCUCUGUUAUGCACUCAUGUGUCCCCUGCAAUCCGGCCUUCCAUGUCCGCGGUGGUAAGCAUGCUGGAAGGAAAGGCGAACGUCCCGGCUUCGAUUCCUGAGAACACGGUUGCAGAUGACGACAAGAAAUAUAAGGCCAUGAGGAAGCACUUCAGGGGCAUUGUAGAGGAGGAGGAGGAAAGGGACGAGAGCAAGAAGCAAGUGCAUCAUCACAGCAUGUCUAUCGAUGCUCCCUGGACCGGUUCGUCAACGUCUACUAAUGAUCUCUACCCAAUGCUACUGGACUCAGAUUAUUGGCGGAACCGGGAGUGAUUUGAUAUCAGCCGAAAGCUUGUUGUUUACACCAUUCUCUGCACUACAUGCGAUUCCGUUUAUCGAAUAGAUUUUCCGUACUUUUUUCAUAAGAAAAUAUAUGAGAGCCCCUACCUAGAACAACAUAUUAUCAUAUAUUUUAUAUAGUUAAAAAGGCAAAGAACUUGUACAUGAUUAAAAUGUACAUUCUUAGUCUGGGAAUACCAAUAUGACACAUAUCAUUGUUGUAAA
Punica granatum (pomegranate) is the source of this 3402-nucleotide messenger RNA. Lineage: Eukaryota; Viridiplantae; Streptophyta; Magnoliopsida; Myrtales; Lythraceae. The record is from RefSeq and is a predicted model, not a curated record.